Messenger RNA from Penaeus indicus, 1772 nucleotides. Its product is annotated as sialin-like. NCBI's taxonomy places the organism in Eukaryota, Metazoa, Arthropoda, Malacostraca, Decapoda, Penaeidae. Gene Ontology annotation, cellular component: membrane. Bases 109 to 1749 code for a protein of 546 amino acids. The record is from RefSeq and is a predicted model, not a curated record. The transcript has 12 exons. Gene Ontology annotation, biological process: transmembrane transport; monoatomic anion transport. Gene Ontology annotation, molecular function: transmembrane transporter activity.
UUAGGGUCUUACACGCUCAGUAAGGCCUUGAAGACGGACGAGGAAACAAGGACCGAAUUAACACACUCUCAAAGCAACAGCUGUACCAAGAGGUGGGACGGAAUAACGAUGAGUCUGGCGAAGAAAGGGACGGCUAUGAUGCCUGCCCGGGUGGUGUUGGCUAUGAUGACCUCGCUCGGCGUAGUGAUGAUCUAUAUGGUGAGAAUAAACCUUUCCAUGGGUAUCAUUGCUAUGGUGCAGACGGUCUCCACAUCCGAUGAGGCAGCGCACCAUACCCGGACUGUUCCUUAUUGUCUUCAGCGUCGACAGACAGAUGAUAACACCAACGAUAAUAUAUCCUUCUCAACUGCAACUGAAACGUUUAGUAAUCGCAAUAUUGGCAACAGUACAGAACUCCCAGACGCCGUAGAAUAUUCCCAUGAAUAUAAUCUGACCAUGAAAGAGCUGGAAGACAAAAUGUUCCUCACCAGCGGGCAGAGGGGGGCGGUCCUGGCUGCCUUUUUCUACGGGUACUUCUUGACAGGACUCCUCGGCGGCAGGCUGGCUGAAUUAUAUGGCACCAAACUGGUCCUGGGCGGCAGUGUCUUCCUGGGCAGUAUCCUCACUCUUCUCACGCCCAUAGCCGCCCGCACACACUAUGGGGCCCUUAUUGCUCUCAGGGCUGUCAUGGGGCUGGGUCAGGGAGUUUCGUACCCUUCGAUGCACGCUAUGAUCGCCCGCUGGGUUCCUCCUCUCGAGAAGCCGAGGUUUACUGCCUUCGUCUUUCUGUCCAGCUGUCUUGGCAUCAUCGUGACCAUGCCCAUGUGUGGCCUCAUCAUCGACUCCCUCGGAUGGCCCUACAUCUUCUACGUCUCGGGGGUCCUGUCCUUGCUCUGGCUCGGGAUCUGGGCGCGGUUCAUGUACGAGACUCCCGCGGACCACCCGAGGAUUUCGCAGGAGGAAAGGGAUUAUAUCUUGGAGGGUAUUAAGGAAGGCACGGCUGGCAAGAAGCCAAGUCGCGUGCCAUGGAAGCAGAUGCUGGGCAGCCUCUCCUUCUGGGCCAUCAUCGUCUGUCACGUCGGGAACAUGUUUGGCUGGACGCUCUUGGCCACGCAGCUGCCCACCUUCAUGAGCAGCGUCCUCGGGUUCUCCAUUAAGAGCAACGGCGCCCUGUCCUCACUGCCCUUCCUCGCUCGCUACCUCGGCGGGAACGGCCUUAGCUGGCUCGGGGACUGGAUCCUCACUAAGGGCUGGCUCUCCCUGCUGGCCACGCGGAGGGUCUUCACGCUCGUCGGACUGUGCAUUCCCGCCCUAAUGCUCGCUGUCGUCGGUUACGUCGGCUGCAACAGCACGGCCGCCCUCGCGCUGCUCUGCGUCGGGACCUUCUUCAACGGCGCCCAAGUUCCAGGAUAUAUCUCCAACAUGCAGGACAUCGCGCCCAACUUGGCUGGCACUCUGCUUGGAGCUUCCACCACAGCAGCCCAUAUGCUGUCAAUGUUGUCACCGAUGGUGGUGGGCGUCCUGACCCCAGACCAGAGUCCUGAGCAGUGGCAGUCAGCCUUCUGGGUGGCAGCCGCUGUCUACGUCAGCACCGCCGUCUUCUUCUGCUUCUGCUGUUCGGCGGAGCUUCAGCAGUGGAAUUUCGGGGACUCUAAGGACGCCGAAGCAGGAAGUGCUGAGGAGGAGAGCAAAGUCCUUCUAAAGGAAAAGGAAAAGGGACAAGUGACGACCGAGGAGGAUGAAAAUAAUGCCAACAAAAGUUCCACGUAGAAUAUGUUGUAAAUUUUAAGAUG